Agrilus planipennis (emerald ash borer) is the source of this 1432-nucleotide messenger RNA. RefSeq names its product histone-lysine N-methyltransferase SMYD3 (gene Smyd3). The coding region runs from base 198 to 1331 and encodes 377 amino acids. The transcript has 7 exons. The record is from RefSeq and is a predicted model, not a curated record. Gene Ontology annotation, cellular component: nucleus. NCBI's taxonomy places the organism in Eukaryota, Metazoa, Arthropoda, Insecta, Coleoptera, Buprestidae.
CAUCUUAAAAUGAUCUAAAAAAAAGAGCAAGCGGUGCAGCGAUUGUUGCUUGAUUAGAUAAUUAUAAAGUUUCUAAUAAUUUGUGCGCAUUCUAAUUUAAACUUUUAAGUUUUAAACCAUUUUGUGGUGUUGAAGCUUGAUUUUGUAGAGACUACCAUUAAAUAAAACAGAUUAAUAUAACUUUGAAGUUUUGAAAAAUGCAUAUUAAAGUUCAACUAGGAUCGGUUAUUUUAAAAGAAAAACCGUUUGUUUAUGUUUUAAGUAGUAAAUCUAGAACAGAAAGAUGCGACUAUUGCUUUAAUAGGGGACAAUUACUUAAGUGUUCCCAAUGUCAUUAUGUAUACUACUGCGAUAAAACUUGCCAAACAGUUGCCUGGGCCGUUCAUAAAUAUGAAUGUCUGAAUUUUAAAAAGGUUGCACCUCUAGUUGUCCCAGACUCGGCAAGACUGCUUGCCAGAAUAAUUAAAAAACUAGAAAAGGGGGGAAACCAAAUCAAGUCUUACCUUUCAGAAAGUAGCAGUAGAUUUAGAACAUUUAAGGAUCUUAUGUCUCAUUAUCCAGAUGUGAAGAAUGACUCAAAAAGAAUGGAACAUUUCAACUCACUCUGUGGAGUGUUAAAUAAAUUUCUGGGUGAUUCGUUUAUUCCUAAUCCAGCAGAACUUUUAGGUAUUUAUGGAAAGAUGUGCAUUAAUUCUUUUAAUAUUAAUGAUCAAGAGAUGAGAAGUAUUGGAACUGGUAUUUAUUUAGCGGCAUCUGUGCUUGAUCACUCUUGUGCUCCAAAUGCUGUUCCUGUCUUCCAAGGAACUACCUUAGAAAUACGUGCAAUAGAAAAUAUGUCUAACUUAGAUUUUAGUAAGGUAUUUAUUAGUUAUAUUGAUGUACUGGCAACUCCAAGGAAAAGACAAGAAGAAUUAUUAAAGGCCUAUUAUUUUUUGUGUGAAUGCCCAAAAUGUUUGAAUGAAAAAGAAUUGAGAUUAAUGACUGCUGCUGCUUGUCCUAUUUCUUCAUGUAAGGGUUACAUUGAGACAUAUAAAGGAGAAAAGGAUGCAAGUCCAUUACACUGUCUAGAAUGCCACUGUGUAGCUUCUAAAGAAUUUUUGGACGAGUUCAAUGAUGUUUGCCAGUUUACUCAAACUCAAAUUGAUAAUAUGAAAAACAUGACCUAUUUUGACGUUUGUAAAGUUUGCCUUCUUAAACAUAAAGGACUAUUGUACAGCAUGAAUAUCCUUCAUGUUAAGAUUUUAGAUUUGGCUUUUGAGUGCAGCAUAGAUUUAGAAUUAUGGAAUGAUGCAGUUGAGUUCGGAAAAGAACUUGUGGAUAAGUUUAGGUAAGGCUAUUCAUUUAUCUUCCAUUUUAAUUUAAUUAUAUAACAAUUCAGAUAUAUUUGGAGUCAAGUUACUAUUUAUUUAUUAGUAUUAUGUUGUUGAUUUCA